Penicillium lagena is the source of this 1044-nucleotide messenger RNA. RefSeq lists its product as uncharacterized. Gene Ontology annotation, molecular function: arylformamidase activity. Bases 1 to 1044 code for a protein of 347 amino acids. The record is from RefSeq and is a predicted model, not a curated record. The transcript has 2 exons. Lineage: Eukaryota; Fungi; Ascomycota; Eurotiomycetes; Eurotiales; Aspergillaceae.
AUGUCCAACGCCGACUACAGCAACCUUCCCCGUUUUGACGACCUCCCAGGAAUGGAGGGCAUGCCAUCUGGCUGCGCCUGGGGUGUCUUCGACCGAGACGGCAAAAAGGAUCACCUUGGAUGCAUCAACCUUCUCACCCCACCAGUAGUCCAAGCAGCCCUCCGUGAAGCCCAAGACGGCGAGUCCGUAUCGCUAAACUGGCCGAUCAACGCUCUGCAUAUACCAGCAUUUGGACGCGCUGGACUUCAACAUCAAGUACUUUCCUUUCAGGAUAAGGAAGACGAGCAUCACAGGUUACAUGGUUUUGAUGACGAAGUCACCUUCAACACGCAGUGCUCCAGUCAAUGGGAUAGUCUGGUGCACUAUGCGCACCAACACACUCAACUGAGCUACAAUGGUGUUCGACCAAGUGUACAGACUCUCGAACAAUCAUCUACUCCGUUUACUGUCGACACCAGUCUACCGACUCUGAACCACUGGCACAACCGUGGUGGCAUAGUUGCUCGCGGUGUUCUACUCGAUUAUAAAGCCUACGCUGAUGCACAUGGUAUCAAAUACUCACCCUUUGACGCGCACGGUAUCACUGUUGAUGAGCUUGAUGCUGUUGCCAAGUGGGAAAGCGUAUCCCUGCGCCAGGGUGAUAUCCUCAUAGUCAGAUCUGGGUAUACACGUGCCCUACAGGAGAUGUCGCCUGAGCAGCAACAGGAAGCAUUGAAGGGUGGUCGUGCAGUAGGAGUCAAAGGAUGUGCUGAGACGGCGAGAUGGGUAUGGGACCACCAUUUUGCUGGUGUUGCUGGCGAUGCUCUUGCAUUUGAGCAACUGCCGCCUAUGAGAGAGGACAAGUCGGAGGGAGGCAUUGGUGAUCUGGUUCUGCAUCAAUACUUCCUUAGCUUAUUCGGUUUGAAUAUUGGUGAGCUGUGGGAUCUUGAGGCGUUAUCGAGGAUGUGUGCAAGCAAGAAGAAGUACUCUUUCCUGCUAACGAGUUGUCCGCUUAAUGUGCCAGGAGGUGUGGGAAGCCCUCCAAAUGCUCUAGCAGUUUUUUAG